Molecule: messenger RNA, 534 nt
Organism: Colletotrichum higginsianum IMI 349063
Lineage: Eukaryota; Fungi; Ascomycota; Sordariomycetes; Glomerellales; Glomerellaceae
Product: CHCH domain-containing protein
Exons: 4
Coding region: 1-534 (177 amino acids)
Biological process (GO): mitochondrial electron transport, NADH to ubiquinone
Source: RefSeq, a predicted model, not a curated record
AUGGCGUCCCGACGGCCUCAAUUCAACCAGCAGGUCCAGGUCGACACGACCCCCCUGCCCGACGACAUCCCCAAGGUCAAGGAGGUCGGCGCCAGCUCCGCGCCCCUUCUGUCCGCCUCCUACUUCAUCGGCGCCCGGUGCCGCGAAUACAAUGACGACUUCAUGCAGUGCAAGACCGAGAACCCGGGCCGCGGCGAGUUCGACUGCCUGAAGGAGGGCCGGAGGGUCACGAGAUGUGCCUCUAGCGUGCUGAAGGACAUCAACACCCACUGCCUCGAGCAGUUCAAGGCUCACUGGACCUGCAUCGAGAACCGCAACCACCAGCUCUACCAGUGCCGACCGGCCGAGUGGAAGCUGAACAAGUGUGUCUACGAGAACCUGAAACUCGAGAAGAACAUUCCCAACCAGCGUCCCGGCGUCACCCCCGUCGAGCUCCGCCCCCACAUGAUCUACGCCGACCAAGCCAUCAACACCCUCGAGGGCAAGCCCUUCAUCCCGCCGUCAAAGGCCGAGGGCAGCAAGCAGGCGUCGUAA